AUGACGCAUCUACUCCCCCCGAUGCUGUUGAACCUGUUCGCCCCGCGGCCGCCGCUGCGAUGGGUUGAGCCGGCCGACCACGCGCCUGAGAAGCGCUGCACGCCCAAGAUUGGUGGCGUGGGCCAGUACCUCGAGGCGCUGAGGGAAUACAAAGACAACGACGGCUAUGUGCCCACCGACAGCUGGCUGCAGAAGCGCGAUCGCAAGAAGCUCGAAAAGAAGGAGAAACAGGAGCACCUGCUUACCGAAGGGGUCAAGGAUUACAAACCCUCUGAAGAUCCCAAAGUCCAGGGCGACGCUUUCAAAACGCUCUUCGUGUCGCGCUUGUCGUAUGGCGUCACUUCUGAUGACCUCGAGCGCGAAUUCGGCCGCUACGGUCCUAUUGAGCGCAUCCGCAUCGUCGAAGACGUUACUCAGCCCGCCGACGCGCCAGCCAAGAAGCGAAAGCGCGGUUACGCUUUCAUCGUAUUUGAGCGCGAAAAGGAUAUGAAGGCCGCCUACAAAGAGACCGACGGUAUCAAGAUCAAAGACCGCCGUGUACUGGUAGAUGUCGAGCGCGGUCGCACAGUCUCUGGAUGGCGCCCUCGUCGCUUCGGUGGCGGUCUCGGCGGACGAGGCUACACCAAGGGCCCGUCUGCUCGCGGUCCGAGUGGAGGUGGCAGCCAAUUCGGUGGCCCUCCAGCUGGCCCUGGUGGCUUCGGAGCUCGUGGCGGCGGCUUUGGUGGUGGUUUCGGCGGACGCGGUGGCGGCCGUGGCGGCUUCGGCGGCGAUAGAAGUGGUUUCGGCGGACGAGGUGGAUUUGGAGGUGGAGGCCGUGGUGGACGUGGUGACUUUGGUGGUGGUCGUGGAGGGAUUGGUUACCAAUCCAAUGGCUACGGUCCUCCCGACGGCGCGCCAGCAGGUCCGCGUGGCCCACGAGGCGGUGGCUUCGGUGGCGAUCGAGGAAGUGGCGGCGGAUUUGGAGGCGAUCGAGCUGGAGGCGGUGGAGGACGAUACGAAGAUCGUCGUGGCGGUGGUGGAGGUGGCUUCGACAGAGGUUCCAGCGGUGCUAACAAUGAACCGCUCGGUAGCAGAGAUCGGUAUCGCGAUCGCGACGGUGGUGGAUACGGUGGAGGCCGAGACGACUCCAGGAAGCGCGGUUACGAAGGCGACAACUACGACGAUCCGCGACAGCGCCGCAGAUACUAG
Messenger RNA from Alternaria alternata, 1188 nucleotides. Its product is annotated as RNA-binding domain-containing protein. Lineage: Eukaryota; Fungi; Ascomycota; Dothideomycetes; Pleosporales; Pleosporaceae. Gene Ontology annotation, molecular function: mRNA binding; U1 snRNA binding. Gene Ontology annotation, cellular component: U1 snRNP; U2-type prespliceosome; precatalytic spliceosome. The transcript is spliced from 2 exons. The record is from RefSeq and is a predicted model, not a curated record. Gene Ontology annotation, biological process: mRNA splicing, via spliceosome. Bases 1 to 1188 code for a protein of 395 amino acids.